Psylliodes chrysocephalus is the source of this 991-nucleotide messenger RNA. Lineage: Eukaryota; Metazoa; Arthropoda; Insecta; Coleoptera; Chrysomelidae. The record is from the annotation of a GenBank genome assembly.
CUAAACACAAAAAUUAUUCGGCCGUGAGUAUGAGCGCGAUAGCAUUAUGCAUGCGUUUCAGAGCGAGUGAGAUGUCCAUAGUAACUCGGUUUUCCUUCUUUAACUCACAUUCUGUUUCAGUCUACUGGGUGUGACUUUAAUCCUUUAUUUUUCAAAAAAGGUAAACAAAGACCUUUUAAUAUAUUGAUGAAGAAGCAUGAAUAUCAGCUUGCUUUUAUGCAAUUUGAUAGCCCAGAGUCGUUUACCGAUGCACACAUACAGCAGGAUAUUUUUAACAGUACAAAAAUUUAUCUGCGAAAUUUAUAAUGUUUCUGGCACACUUGACGUUGAUGCUGCCCGACUUCAGCUAUUUUUAAAUAAUUAUACCGUUUCUGAUGUAAAUGAAGAAUUUAAUCCAAAAAGUUUAAAAAAUUUUGAUGCUAGCAAUUUACCACCAUGCAAAACUGAAUUAUUUCAACAAUAUCUCCGAGCUAAUUACAUUGCUAGCAUAUGGAAUAAUGCAAAUGAAAAACAACCUACCAUCUUUACUCCUGAAAAUAAUGGCUGGACGUUAGAAGAAAACCAGUAUCACUUCCAUUAGUUUGAUGGUGACCAAUUACCAGGAGACGUCAGUGAAGCACUUCAAGAUCCAGGUACAGUACUUUAACUUUAGGUUUACAAUUUAUUUUUUGUUUUAUAUUUGUAGUUUUAUGUUUUGUAAUUCUUUUAUUUGUUUUUUACAGAAGAAGCUGACAGCAACGACAACAACAUAAAUGAUGAUGAUGAGAAGGAUGACUCGAAUGGAUAAUAUGACUGGCUUAAUAAUGAAAAUUCUAAUGAUUAUUUUGAUAAUGAUAACGAUGAUUAAGGACAAUCAAAUACUUUCACUUACUAACUAUAGUUAUUUUCUUUUUUACUAAAAUUACUUUUUCUUAAAAAUGUAAAAAGUGUUAUCUUUGGUAAAAAAAAAUAAAAAUAUUUUUUUAUAAAACACAAUUACUCCGAAAAAAAA